This is a messenger RNA of Cervus elaphus (red deer), 2017 nucleotides long. It is a transcript of the gene RNF122, whose product is annotated as ring finger protein 122. NCBI's taxonomy places the organism in Eukaryota, Metazoa, Chordata, Mammalia, Artiodactyla, Cervidae. The transcript has 6 exons. The record is from RefSeq and is a predicted model, not a curated record. Bases 48 to 1004 code for a protein of 318 amino acids.
AGGUGAAGAGGAGGCGCCCAAGCCUCAAGGAUGCUCCCCACACUCGGAUGGGGCGGGUCUGCAAGCAAUGCCCCGGGCCGGAGGAAGGCUCCCAUUGGCUGAGGGCGGGUGACGGGUGGGGCGGGCGCAGUAUAAGGGAGGGGGUGUGCGCGCACCGUGUCAGUUUCGGAGUCCCUGGCGUCUCACCUCCGUGCUGCGGCGUCCGGGGCGCGCCUCUGCCUAGGGCUAUUUCCCCUCCUCUGCCCACCCGGCGCUCCGCGGCCCGCUCCAGCCCCCGGGCCCUUCCUGCCUUUCCUCCGCGGUCCUUAGAGCCGGGAGACUUUUCUGUCUCUUUUCUCUUCUUUCCUCUUUGUGGCUCCAAAAACCCAUCGCGGCGAAGCUCCCGGCUCCGGAGGGAGUUCCACUUGCAGCGGAAGGGCGGCCGCCCGCGCACCGCACCGGCCCCUCCUGCGACCCCACCGACCGGCGAGCCCACCCCGCCUGCCCGCCCCGCGCCUGCCUUCGUUCGCCCGAGGAAGCCAGCCGAGAGUUCAUUGAUGCACCCAUUCCAGUGGUGUAACGGGUGUUUCUGUGGCCUGGGACUGGUGAGCACCAACAAGUCCUGCUCCAUGCCCCCCAUCAGUUUCCAAGACCUUCCCCUCAACAUCUACAUGGUCAUCUUCGGCACGGGCAUCUUCGUCUUCAUGCUGAGUCUCAUCUUCUGCUGCUAUUUUAUCAGCAAACUCCGGAACCAGGCACAGAGCGAACGAUAUGGAUAUAAAGAGGUGGUUCUUAAAGGAGAUGCCAAGAAGUUGCAGUUAUACGGGCAGACCUGUGCCGUCUGUCUGGAAGACUUCAGGGGCAAGGACGAGCUGGGUGUGCUCCCGUGCCAACACGCCUUUCACCGCAAGUGUCUGGUGAAAUGGCUGGAGGUGCGCUGUGUCUGCCCCAUGUGUAACAAGCCCAUCGCUGGCCCCUCUGAGGCCUCCCAGAGCAUCGGGAUCCUGCUGGACGAGCUGGUGUGAGCGCUGCCUCCGUCCCAGGCUUAGAGAAGACCUCUAGCUUCGUGGGUGCCUGGUCCUUCCUCGCAUCCACAGUGAACAAGACUGGCGGGUGGUGAGGGUCCUGGUCACCUGGAGGGGAGGGGAUGCCCGGCUGGUCUUCACCAUCAGGAUGAGACCAGACUCGCCCACUUCCGCCUCCCGAAGCCUUCCUCCCUGCUACCCGGUGUCGAUGGCCUGGCCUUGCCGGGAUCGGACUCUGCCUGCGUCGUCCCUGCUCUGGGAACAGAAACCCACUCCUGUUUGGCCAAGAACUUGGAGCUCACCCUGCCUUGAGGAUCUCCCCAAGGAGGACAAGCUGCCCUGACCUCGAAGAAGGGGUGCGAUGAGCUGUGCCCCGCCUGUGACCCCCCCCACCUCCUCACCACCGCUUCCAGAGGAAGGUUAGAAGGCAAGGGUGGGGAAGACGGAGGAACCAGGUGCCUCCAGCGGAAGCCAGGGAGGCUCUGUAGGAAAUCGGGAAGCGCGUGGACGGGCAGAAGAGGAGUCAAUGUUUACACGGGACCUGCGGAAACAAAGGCUGGCCGGCCGGCCUGCUGACUGUAGCGGGGGGGAUUGGGGGGCAGCCCCCGCCCACUCCUAGCAUCUGAGGUGCUUAUCCAUUCACUGUUCCUCUGUUGAUCUCAGAGCUUCCUAUUCCGUGUUGGCGUUUGAGCGCCCCUCCCCACCCCUCCCAGAGGAAGGGCUUGUUUUACACCCAGGUGGAUUCCCCAGGGUUUGUUUUUUUGUUUAUCUUUUCUAAAGGAGCAAAAAGGGGCCUGGGGGUAAGGGCCUGUCUGAAGGUUAAGGUCGCAACGGACACCCUCUUUUGCUUUGUAAAUAGUAUUUUUAUACUUCAUCCUCACCAUCUCAGGCUUUGUACAUGGAAUCCCCCAAAUGGAGGGACUGGGGGCUUUCUGUUCCUCCCCCGAAGUGGGUGAGGGUGGGAAAGAGGUAUGUAUUUAAAGAAAAUUAAAUUUAAUAACAAGUUUCUCUAA